UUCAUCAAUAUGAACAAUUUUGAUAGUGAUAGGUCUCAAAACCCUUUUCAAAGAACCUCAGAUGUAAAAAGAAAGAGACGGUUUAAUGAAAUGAAUGAGGAAUGAUACAUGGAUGCAGAAUCAACCUAUCAAUCUUCAUCACCCAGUUCUGGUAAGAAGGAUCCUGGGUAUUUGAGAGCAAACCAGAAAAGAAGAGUGAUGGUUGACUCCUCCAUGAGAGAAGUCGAGCAAAAGAUGAUAGACCUUGACCUAGCAAGAGAAAGUAGAGAUGAAAAUAUUAAGAGCCAUCGUAUUAAUUCGUGAUUGAAGUAUACUCAGUUUCAAAGCCAGGAAGAAUCUAAUGAACUCUCUCAAGAAUCACAGAAGAACUUCCAAGAGGAAUCUAUGCAGACAGAUACGACUAAGCCCAUAAUGAUCCCAAAGAAGCAUUAUUACUCACUGAAAGGAGACAUUGACUACUUGAGAGACCUCACUAAAGAGCAGAUGGUUGAGUCAAUAAAGGUGCAAGCUUUCUAUGCUGAUAAGAACAAAGCAAUUAUUGAUCUGUUAAGAAAUGAAUAACUAAACAAAAUCUCUUAACUUAAAUGCUAGCUCGUGUUUGAGCUGGCAGUAGA
This is a messenger RNA of Moneuplotes crassus, 614 nucleotides long. Lineage: Eukaryota; Ciliophora; Spirotrichea; Euplotida; Euplotidae. The record is from the annotation of a GenBank genome assembly.